Molecule: messenger RNA, 6707 nt
Organism: Micropterus salmoides (largemouth bass)
Lineage: Eukaryota; Metazoa; Chordata; Actinopteri; Centrarchiformes; Centrarchidae
Gene: cc2d1a
Product: coiled-coil and C2 domain containing 1A
Exons: 28
Coding region: 222-3224 (1000 amino acids)
Biological process (GO): regulation of transcription by RNA polymerase II
Cellular component (GO): nucleus
Molecular function (GO): DNA-binding transcription repressor activity, RNA polymerase II-specific; RNA polymerase II cis-regulatory region sequence-specific DNA binding
Source: RefSeq, a predicted model, not a curated record
GUAAAGCGCUAUGCGCGUUGCCACCGGAGACGCAAUGUAGGAAGUAAUUUCCACAGCUUGCCGUCGUUGUUGUUUUGAUAGCUCGAAUAGUUAAACGUGUUAAAAUACACCUGCCUGCGUGUUUAUGUUCAGUAUUUUCUCCUGUUGUUUCUGAGCAGUUUUCGACUUGGAUAACCGACCCGACACUAACAUCACCGACACGUUUCAGGUACUGACAGUCCAUGAGUCGCGGUCGGAACCCCCCUCCCCGGGGUCAAGGGGCAGCCCGAGCCAAACAGAUGGGGCUGCUCCUUGACCUGUCCCUGGACGGAGGGAUGAACGAUGAAGGGAAUGAUGAAGACCUGGAGGCAGAGCUGCUGAAUCUGGUGGGAGGAGGUGGGGCAGGAGGGAGAUCACAAGGGAAGAAAGGUGAUGGCAGAGCUCCUGUCGCCAUGGCUGAAAUAGAGCGAAUGGCAGCUCUUUGUAUGAAAGACCUGGAUGAUGAUGAGGAAUUGGGGGAUGAAGAUUUGGAUGAUGAUGAUCUGCUGGCAGAACUGAAUGAGGUGUUAGAGGAUGAUGACGAACAAACUCCUGCUCCCACCCCUCCUGCCGUCACGCCAACUGCUCCCAAAGUGAGCGUCACAUCCCGCUCUACUCCUCAUGCUGCUCCCAGUGGUGCAACUGGGAUGGAGUCCUGCCUAUUGGAGCGCAUCGAUAUGUACAAGACAGCCAUUUCCAAUGCCAAGGCUGCGGGGGAGACCAGCAAAGUUCGAAGAUAUGACCGUGGGUUAAAGACAAUGCAGUCCAUGUUGGCAUCUGUCAGGAAAGGAAAACCCAUCAAUGAGGAGGAGAUCCCACCUCCUGUUGCUCUUGGGGGAAAGCCCAACGCCACAGCCGAGUCCGUGCCUAUCAAGGAACGAGAGCUGGCAGAGCCCACGCUGAUUCCUUCUCCCACAAAUCAAAAACCUCUAAGGGAGGCUGCGCCAACAGCUCCUAAUACGAAGCUGCACCUUCUGACCCCGCCCCAAAAGCCUGCUGCUGCCAUCACCCCAGGAACACCUGCCAUAUCACCCCUCACCCCCAGCCAGCCUGACGCACAGCACUCCGAGCUGAAACAGGCAGUGUUGUCCAGACAGAGGGAGUAUAAGAUGGCCGCCAUAAAUGCAAAACAGAGGGGUGACGUUGACAAGGCCAAACAGCACUACCUCGUGUCCAAGAAACUGGACUUGCUGGUGGAGGCCCUGGACAGAUAUGAACCAGUAGACCUGAGCUCACUACCUCCCCCUCCUGGAGACAUAGUAGCAGAACACUGUGCACCACCUCCUCCUCAGUCUUCCUGUAAACCUGCUGGCCCUGCUGCUCCAGCACCCGCCCAGUUGGCCACUGCCGAUCUGCCUGCUCCCAGCAGUUUGGCAGAAGCCCUGCAGCAGAGGAUGGACAUAUACAAGUCAGCAGCAGAGGGAGCCAAGAGCAAAGGGGACGAUCGAAAGGCUCGCAUGCACGAACGGAUUAUCAAGCAAUACCAGGAUGCCAUCAGAGCUCACAAAGCUGGACGACCUGUCAGCUUGUCUGACCUGCCCGUGCCGCCAGGCUGUCCACCACUUCAGGGCUCAGAGGGGGGCCAGCAGAACCUCAUGGGUGUCCUGGAAACAGCCAUGAAAAUAGCCAAUCAGGAUGCAGACGCAGAAGAUGAUGAAGAAGAGGAUGGACAAGGAGCUGCCAAGCCUGCAGUGCGUCCACCCGCUCAGAAGGCAAAGUCUCCUGCUCCUCAGGCCCCCGGAGGUUCCUCAUCUCUAAAACUGGGAGCCAAAGCCCAGCAGCAAGUGGAUUUCCUGUUGCUAAGGCGACAGGCUUUUUUGCGUGCCGCGCUGCGCUCCAAACAGAUGAAGGACAUGACUGGAGCAGCGCAGCACCUCAGACACUCCAAGGGACUGGAGCCCAUGAUCACCGCUGCCAAGUCCGGCCUACCUGUUGAUAUUUCCAAGAUUCCCAGUGCUCCAGUCAGUGAGGAGGACUACUCCCUGGCUCGCUCCCGUACCUCCCCUCUCUCCCCUCGCUCCAGUGAACAGUACCACCGCCUAAUGGAGCUUUUGCGGAAGCAGCACGAGAAAUGUCUGGGCAAUUCUCAACAGCUCAUACUCUUGGGCAAUGUGGCCGAGGCUCUGAAGUUUGAGAAGCUUGUUGAGGAAUGUAUGAAGAGCAUAGAGAUACUGAAGAAUGCCCACGCGAAGGGCCAGCCAGUCCCCAAGUGCCGCACAGAAGAGAGGACCCUCAACACUGUCAAGAUCCACUCCAGCCUGACACUUAAUGACCUGAUGCUGCACAUCAUCAGAGGCAUCAACCUGCCAGCUCCCGCAGGUGUUUCACCUAAUGAUCUGGAUGCCAGUGUGAAGUUUGAGUUUCCUUUUCCCACUGCGGAGGAGGCUCAGAGGGACAAGACCAGCACAGUAAAGAGCACAAACAGUCCAGAGUUUAAAGAGCAGUUCAAACUCAACAUAAACCGCACCCACCGAGGCUUCAAACGAGUCGUCCAGUCCAAAGGCAUCAAGUUUGAAAUCAUCCACAAGGGAGGCCUCUUUAAAACCGACAAAGUCGUGGGCACUGCUCAGCUGAAGCUAGAGGCUCUAGAAAACCACUGUGACGUUAGAGAGAUCAUAGACGUGAUGGAUGGACGUAAAGCGACAGGUGGCAAGUUGGAGGUGAUGGUGAAGAUCAGAGAGCCUUUAUCAGGAGCUGAUCUCCAGCCGGUGACUGAGAAGUGGCUGGUUGUCGAUCCUGUGUCCACCCUUUCUCCUACAGAGAGACAAAAGGAAAAAAAGGAACGGGCGCCAUCUCCUCCUCGGUCUAAACCCAAACAUGAAGCGAGCAGCAGGAGCAGUCAUUCCAGCAACUCUCCUCCACAGUACAAACUCCACAGCUUCAGCCUCCUCAGCUAUGACAGGGAGCGGCUGGAGAGAAAGAUUGCAGAAUACCGAAAGACGCGCCGGGAUCCCCCAUCUGACCUCAUCCAUCAACACAAAGAGGUCACAUACAGACUGCAGUGGCAGAAAGCACAGCUGGAGCGAGCCUCUCCUGCUCUGCUGACAGAUUAUGAAAAUGUGCUGCAGCGCUUAGUCCAAGGACUCGCUGACUCUGUGAAGAAAUUCUCCAGCCAAGGCAACAGGGACGCUGCCAAGGACGCACUGAGCAGGUUGAAGAUGGUAGAGAGCGAGCUGGAAUCGUUAAAAAGGAAACGCACUGGAUGAGAGAAGAGUAAGAGCGGAGAAGACUUGGCUGAAGUACUGUUAUCGCUCUCUCUCGCGCGCGCUCUCUCUCUCUCUCAUACACACUCAUAUACAGACACUACAGUGGGUACUUUAAGCACCUUUAGCAUGAUUUUAUACUGCUCAUGUCCACAACAACAACUGCAUGAACCUACCUGAUCAUUCUGCCAGUUGAUCUUAUAAAUUGGUCGCCUGCCUCAGUACUACAAAAUAAAUCUGUAACUACAGAGCGACAAAGAAAUUGAAACAAACAUUAAAAGGUGUUCAUGAGCUAAGGACGAGGCAGGCUUAUUGCACUUAAACAAGACAAACACUACAGAAAGCUGCUUGAAGCACAGCUUUACAGACCUUAUCUGUACUAUCAUUUUUUUAUUCCCAUCCCAUCUUCUUUUGAGAAUCAUUGGUGAAGAGAUCUGUCCCAACACUUUUAAGUUUUACAUUUGAAACCAGCUCAGAGAGACUUUUAGUGUCCAUAGAUGACCAAAACAAUGUGUGCGUGUGCACGUGCGUGCUCUGAAGUGUGUUUAACCAGUGGACUGAGGUGUUUUUAACCCCUUUUCCCAUAUUUCAUGUGUGUGUAAUGAGCUUAAUCUAAUCUGUCUGCUCCAGUGUUCCCAGAUUACAGUAAUCUGCUCCAUUUGGAGUGGUGUGAUAUGGGAAUAAAAAACGGGGCUUCGGGGCGCCGCAGCCUACAUCCCAUAAUGAGGGAUUAGUGUUUGUGUCACCAAGGAGACGACUAGAUCAGACGUAGAGUCGCCUUUGGGGCUGGGGAUAGGGGGUGUGGGGGCUGUGAAUGUGGUGGAAGCUUAGCUCUGCAAAAGGAUUGCUUCUUCGUCUUCAUCAGCUGUUUCUUCUUUGUUGUCUUCUUCUUCGUCUUCACUUUCUUCACACUAAUUCCUUUGCAUAUAUUCAUAGAUUAUUCAGAGUCACGAGUAAUGGGCUGCUCCACUUGGAUUUUCUUACAAUAUUAAACAAUAUUAAGUCUGUCGUGCUGUCGAUUAGAAAAUAAUGAACAGCUGUGCUGCUAUUUUCCACCGAUAUUGGCAUAUGUAGUUUAUAAACCCAGCUUCUGUCUCACUGAGCUGUCCAGUGGCAGCACAGUGGAUGCUCAAUAGUCUGCUCACAGAACGAAAACCCCACUAUGUGUCAGUAAGCCUGGGUAAUUGCUCAUUUCUAUUUUGGUUACCCCAUAGACAUCCCUGUCAUAGGCACCCUGGUCACUCCUCUCUGCAGUUUUCUUUGACUGUGAAGUCAAGGGGACAAAAUUGAGACAAAUCCAGUAAAACUUUAUAAGAUGUGUGACGAAUGCAGACUGGCCUUAAAAUCUGUAAUUUUGUCACAGUAAUAGUAGAUGUACAAAACAGUGGUGUGAAAAAUGUGUCAUACCGCUGCAAUGUAUUCUGAGCUCUGUUUCGUGCUCUGGACAGAUGUUUCCCCAGUGCGUUUGACAACCUGAAAGCACACGGCAGCAGACUCUGCUAGUCCACGUUUGAUUUCACGUGGCCAGAAUGUAGCACACUACUUCACAUGAGCCUUACUGUAUGUUUUUAUUUGACUCUUCAAUGUGGAUGAUGUCUGUUAACUCUACUAAUAGUUCUUUGGUCAUGUGACACAGCAGAGGAUCAUGUGUCUGCCCUAAUCCACCCACUGCCUCGCCCCAUUAGCAAAUAAUCCUGGUUAAAGUUGACCUGGUAUGGCCCUCUAUAGUCUGUGUUGAUUUUUAUGUAACACCCCUUCCCCCGCUUUUAUCUGUCUGGAGAGGAUAUCUUCUGACUCUUGCUUUUGUGCUUUUGAUCAGUGAAAUUCUUUUAGAUGGACAUGGCAGUAGAAGGAGAGAUGACAGACCCCUGCUUAUAGUGACAUGAUAACCUUUAAUUUACAAUGGGAUGGCGCCUAAAGGACUCUAUCAACUAUAUUGCAACUUGUAGCUGCUCCAAGUCAUGCACACGUAACAUUUUUGCUGACUGUUUUUCAGUGCAUGCAGAACAGUUUGAGAUUCGAUGUAUUUCCUCUCCUGUGCCAGGCGGCCAUUAGUUUCCAUUAUUUCUGUGCAUUAUGGAAAUCAUUUAGCAGACUCUUGAAACUUGCUUGACUUUGAGCCAAACAUUUGCCCCACUAAGUAGUGUAAUCCAUCACAGUAAGCAUCAAGUCUGCAUUAAUGCUUGUCAAUGUGUCAUUAUGCGGCAGUACAGUUUAAAUGCUGAUUUAUUUGGAAAGCUCUGCAUUAAUGAUAAAUAUUAAGAUAAUGUAUAACUUUGAUAUAAAUUGACUCCGUGGAUUACACAACUCAAUUUCAAGAGUCUGCUAAUUGGUUUCCAUGCUGUAUGGAAAUUAAUGGAAACGUUCUGUUCAAAUAACUAGGACUGCAAUUAACAUUAUUUUUAUUAUUGAUUAAUCUGCUGAUAAUAUUCCAGAUGUUUAGAUUAAUCAUUGGUCUAUAAAAAGCCAGAAAUGGUUUUAAAAAUAAAAAAGGGUCUUACAAUUUCAUAAAUGAUUGUUUUGUCAGAUCGACACUUCAAAACCUGGAGAUAUUCAGUUUACUGUCACAUAAGACAAAGAAAAGUACAAAAAUACUUCACAUUUAUUGGACACAGGAACAUGUUUUGCAGUAGGACUAGCUGUGAGGUAAAAUAAAUGUAGUCUGAAGUAAAUGGGCUAAAACAUGCAAAACAACUGAAUGUGUUUCUGGCGCACUAAGUCAAACAAAAACUGAAAGCGACCACGUAGCUCUGAUAUAACCCUGGGAUGCACAAAAACCGCACUGCACCGCUUUCUUUCACUCCAAAACCUUUUAACCCUGUGUCACCUCUAACACACACACACUACUGCCACUUCAGCCUACCCCUCGAGUAACCUCGUGGCCUCUGAGGCUGUCCUGUUGUCAUGGCAGCGAGCUCAUCAGCAUUCAGUAUGGUCGUUGGACGGUUGGGACCCGGGGAGAGGGACAUAUUGUUAAAGUUUGUCCUGCUGGUGACUAACACUCCUUUCUCGCAUUUACAAGACACCACACACACACGCUCACACACACUCCUUCUCACUCUUUCUCUUUUUUUUAAAUCUGUUUGGCUCUCGUCUCUCUUUUUAUUUAUUUUUUUUUAUUUUUUUUUUUAACCUGACUCUGAAAUCUACCUACAUUCCAUUUUAAAAAGGAGAAACUUUGGUGUAUUGUUUGUCAUUGUGAAUGUCCUGAUCAGCAGCAGUCAAUGUUUCAUUUGGGCUUGGGAAAUACUAUUGUUGGACCUUCUGACAUUUUUUAAAAUCCGUUAAGUAAUGUAAGGGCAAUCAAUAUAAAUAUAUUAUUAUAUACGAUAAAUAUACAGCAUAUUAUGCUCUCUCUCUAUUUUUAAAUGUAAGGUGGGAUGAUUUGUGCAGCUCAGCGGCAGAAUGUGUGAAGGCCUGAUUGUUUAGGCUUUAUUAUCAAGAUGUAUGAGGUUGGUGUUAACAUGAAUAAAAUGGUGAAACAGC